UACAACACACCCACGGCUUGUGCACACACGCACUCUCGCCCUCUUCCUUUCUCUCCGAUGCACACGUUUCGUGCAAGCUACAAAGCAGCUGACCUUACAACAAAGCUGCACACUCCACAGAGGAGAGUGGGGUGAAAGGAGAGGAGAGGUGACAGCUCUUAGUCAGUUAGCAGUGUGUGACUAACUCUCCUGAAAAAAGGUCUGCAUGACAGGAACAGCGGACGGGACAAUAGGGACAAGACAAUAACCACAACACAAAGAGGAAAAAACGCUUCCAACAACCAAGACACUGGAGGAUUGCUGCCGAUACCUGGGCACCUUUGAUCGUGUUUGACACUAAGGGACGUAGUCGAAAGCAAGUGAAGGAAUGAAGUUUACAUUGAAUGACCCAUGGGGACGAGGAGCUGGAGGCUGUACCUUGUGAAAAGCUCAUCUUUGCCCACUUUCUGUAUAUCUCAAAAAAUAUCAGCGGUGCAGUUUUCAUCUUUUUCCAGGACUGUCUGCUGUGACUGCCAUGCCCCUCUUCAGCUGGAUGAAAUGGUCCCAUGAAACAAGAGUGCAGACUCAGGAUGAAGCGCCACCUCUCAAGUCCUAGGGGGUCAUACCCAGUCGCAUGUUAAUCAGAGAACUGCUGUGGCAUGUCGAGGAACGUGAGCGGCUGGCGAGGGAGCUAGAACAGGAGCACAGGCUGACCCACAGCCCCCCGGGUCUCCAUUGGUUUCAGAAGUACCCCAGGUUACGGACCCUCAUCCCAACAUCAGAGCUACACCAGCUGGAGUUUCUGUGUGCCCAGAUCCCACCCAUCCACGCAGCCACGGUGCUCUCCAGGUUUCGUGAGGUGCUUGCCACAAACAACAUAAGGCCCUGGGAGCUGGCGUCUGUCUUCAAGCAGGUGCUGAGAGACUUCUUGAGCCAAAAGGAGUAUGAGGAAGACGACUACCUCUCAGUGCAGCCAGCACAGAUCCGACCAAUGGAGGCUUGGACCAGCCGCUACAUAAUGAAGCAAGGCUUUGUCACACCCACUGUCCCCAACUGUGGAGACCACCCAAGGGAGGAGAUCCCAACAAUCUCUGGAUAUGUGGAUCGGGCCAUGCGGCACUCCAAUUCAUUCGCUGGGUCCACUAGGGACUGGGACCUUCCAUAUUACUAUCCAGUUCCUCUCAGGCCUACAGGGACAUACAGCACUACACUUUGAGAAGACAUACUGCUGCGGAUAAACAGUUAUAAACAGUCUCCACUUCAUGGAGACAAGACGCACAAACCUGACUAGUUGUAUUAGUUGUAAAUAUAUAGUAGCUUGUAACCAAAAAUGUGAAGAUGACAUUAGGAUAGUUGGACAAUGUACUGAACUGUUUAAUUACAAUAACUAGUUUGUCACCUGCUCUUUUUAAACUCUACUUAAUAGACUGAUUUUCUGUAGUCCUGAUUAAAAACCUCAAGUUACAGCUGAAAUACAUGGGGUAUGGACGCGGUGUGUCACGUAGGAAGAGUGGACCACGGUUUCUUACCUGCUACACAGACUCCGUCUCUGCAGUGUGUGGUUGCUGCCAGCUUUACUCUUUAUGUAUUGAGUUUUGCCAAGCAAUAAUGCAGUUGGUUAUGGAGGGUUUGGAAGUGUAUAGACUAUAUUAACUGGUACUGAAUUAAUUAACUGGAUCAUCAUUUUAACAACAGGAUGCAUUGAUUUGACUCAUGUAUUUUAAUGUCAAAUGUAAAAACACACAAGGCUGCUCAGCUGCUUCCCACUGCCUCUGCUACAAUGAGGUAUUCAUUUUUGCCAUUUUUAAACAGACUUAUGCUCUUUUUUUUUCCUCUCUCUCUUUUUUUUUUACACAGUUAGCUUUUACCUGUCAGAAGGCUGUAGAACCACAUCUAGACAAAAAAAUAUUCCAGCUGCACAAAAAUGGAGUUGAGCAGUGCAAUACCCGUACAGGCAAGCGCAGCUUCUGUAUUCAGUUUAGCAGCAUCAGUGAAUUGUGAUGGUUGUGGUCUGCUGCAGGAAUGAUGCAGCUAACAUGUCGCACCACGCCUGUGUCCGAUGUAUUGUGGGCAUUAGACUUCGUACAGUUGGGCAUGUAUUUCAAAUGUAUAUUGUCAGGUGGCAGAAGUGAUGCCAUAAGGGCACAGGGUAUGAAGACAUGCAUGACCUAGACAAAUGGGUCACAGCCUUUGAGGGUUGUGAGUAUUUGAAGCAACAUCUACUUGCGGCUGCUUGGCACAGGCUGAAAAUGUGUAUAACUUUCGAGCUGUUAAACCAAAGAGUGAUGCUCCCCUCUCCAAUUGUGUCAUGGUGGGUUUAGAGCCCAAAAGAGCUAAAACUGUCAAAUA
Messenger RNA from Epinephelus lanceolatus (giant grouper), 2328 nucleotides. RefSeq names its product RD3 like (gene rd3l). NCBI's taxonomy places the organism in Eukaryota, Metazoa, Chordata, Actinopteri, Perciformes, Serranidae. The record is from RefSeq and is a predicted model, not a curated record.